AUGACACUGACUCUUCUUAGGAGGGGAAAGUCAUUUGAUGUAACUGCAACAAAGGCUUUUCUUCUGUCCCGCAAGCACCGUUAUUUUCCUGCUGUAUUUGACCAGUCCCUUGAGCCGUUGUCCGGUUCGCAUAAACAACCUAAAAACGUGACUCGGGAUGUUGCAUCGAGUAUCAAAGAAACUACAAGGAUCGCAGAAAACAAGAGCUCUUUAAACUAUGGCGUACCCGGAGAGCGUGGUCGCUCUACUACAGGUAUCACCUCUCCCUUAGCAUAUCUCUAUCGUGUGCAGCACGGGCAUUUCGAGAGUCUUGUAGCUCUCAUGUCAGCGCCAUGUGCCCCUCACCCCCUGCGUGUCCUCGCUGACCUUCUCGAUGAAGUCGGCCGGCUGAAGUCCCAACUUGCAGAAAAUCCGGGAGAAGGGGGUUACGUUGUUCAAAGUUGUGAAGAUCAAAACGAUGCGUUAAAGGUUCUUGAUCGUGUGACAAGGUCCCUCUCCGACGUAUUGGACGUUCGGGCUGUGCUGCGUCGCGCGAUCGGCAUGUUGAAGGACGCAACGGAGGCUGCAUCUGCAUUGGGUGAUGUACUCAGCGAGAGGGAACUACAAAGGGAGUUGCGUGAAGUGGAGAUGUUGGCUCAGCGACUGCGUCACUGGAGUGCUACCACCGAGGAGCAGCACAACUCUUUGUACACUUGUGGUGAAAACAAUGGAAAUUUAUUAAAGUGGACACUCCCCGACGUUGUAACAGUUGAAAUACGAAGGGCGUUAUUGGUGGUUUGCGGCUUAACAGGUGCGUACGCGCUUGCAGUGGAAUGCCUAGAAGAGAUAAUCGCUCUCAGUGAUUUAAAUAACCAUAUCGAAAAAAAAUUAAAUCGUCAAGUGAUUCGGGAAGGUGGCUGGGAAAGGAAAGCUAAAGGUACGUCGCAUCAAAGGGUGCAUAAAGCAGUGGUGGAAGAGACAACAUUUGCGUUAGACAAUGUCGUUGAAAGUGUGGAGGGGGAAUUGCGGCAGCACCUGAUAGCUGUGAGUGCGGAAGACCACAUCAUGGCCAUUACGAGCUGUGCGCAAACACGGAAGUUCGAUAUUGCUCACUCGUUGUUUCAACGCUUCAUGCAGCAUGCUGAAUGUGGCACUUUUGUCAUUACCGCAGAUGAUGUUACCGCUGCGUUGGUUGCUCUUGCCCGCUGCAGUGGUAACACAGCGGAUUUUGCGAUGACGCAGGAGCUUCUUGUAAAAAGCGAAGCUGCGCGUGUUGUCCCCGUUUCUGUCGAUCUGUACACAGCUCUCAUCGAAGCGGCAGGUAGGGCAUCAGAAAACCCCCGCCGUUUGGAGGUCGCUCUCGCGCUCUACCGCCAGCUCCGGGAUGGGGGAUUUGAUCCAACUCCAGACACGUAUGCAGCCCUCAUCGCGUGCUGCGCAAGUGCUCAGGAGCCGACGAUGGGCUUUGGGUUUUACCAUGAGGCACGGCAACAGUGUGGAGUGGGGGGACUCACACCAGCGGUAUAUACUAAUUUGCUGCUGGCGUACGCCCGUGCAGGGUAUGGUUCCGACGCGCGGACAACUCUCGAGGUUUUAGUGGAGGCAGGAGCUCCCCUCACCCGCAGUGCGUUCCACGCAGUUCUUGCUUGUGCUGUUACGCAUCGUGACGCGCAAGAGGUUUUACAGCUCAUGCAAUCCAAGUACAACAUCGCUCCAACGCCACAAACCUACGCGUAUCUUAUUGCGGCGGCGGGCGCAGAAUCAGUCGGAGUUUCGACGGUGCUCUCCAUUUUUGAUUGGCAAGAAAUGGCCAUUAAAAGCUUGCUCGAGAGAUAUCCCUGUGUGGGUAACACAGUUCCACAGACUCUACUGGAAAAAUGCAAUACACAACGGACCGCUCUGAGCACAAGCGAAGUUGCUCCGGAACUGGAAAAGGAAGUUCUUUCACUUUAUCCUGCUUAUGGUGAGGCGUUGGAGUUGGCACUGCUGCAACUGCGCGUUGAUCCACGCGUUGACCCACGACUGGAACCGUACAUACGGCCGCUACUUCGAGUGGCGCAACGACGUAUGAACUCUUUUACCACGAUGGCCCCACAAGCCCCCACAUUUGUCCCUAAGGGUGCUGCGAUUGCUGUGCUCGCAGCCGAUGUGCUCGCAAAUAUUGAAGAAUAUUUUCUUCCGUUUGUAUCUUUUUACUCGGCUGUGGUGAUUCCAUAUUCUUCUCUUGUAGCACUGCAACGCGGCGGAGGAAGGCGGGUGAACGCCGCAGCAGCGGCAACCCCAGUGCGUCUGCUGUCAGACCCUCUUUAUUGUGAGUGUGGCGGCGAAAAACGGCAAAUACAGCAGGCGCGUCGCACCGCCUUGUUGCGUUUUUUGCAGAAAUACCAGGACGUCAUUCAUUUGGUUUCUCUCGCUGAAGAACUUGCGCUGAGCCGUGACUGCGACCGCUAUGGUAUUGGUGUUAAGAGGACAUUCACUCGCUGCGCGGCUCUCGCGCUGAAUCUCGCUCGAAAGGAUAUCCAAAACGUUACAAAAAUAUAUGCUGAACAAGAAUGCCAAAUUGUUCUCGUUUCGACCAACUUUGAGAAAUGUGGAAGGUUUGUCGUGGAUGUUAAGAAGGAACUCCUACAGCGAGGUGACGCUGAUCAAAGUCCGAAGAAGGGCACACGUGACAGUUUACAGGGGCUGAAGGCUGGGUUGCGCCGUGUUUCGUAUCACAACCCCCGAACUAGCCCGGAUUGGCGGCCACCUGUGGUAUCUGUUAAAUCCCUAGUCACUGACCCUGCCCUAUCGAUGUCGCGCGUCUGA
Messenger RNA from Trypanosoma brucei brucei TREU927, 2787 nucleotides. RefSeq lists its product as hypothetical. Gene Ontology annotation, molecular function: protein binding. The record is from RefSeq and is a predicted model, not a curated record. The coding region runs from base 1 to 2787 and encodes 928 amino acids. The transcript has a single exon. NCBI's taxonomy places the organism in Eukaryota, Euglenozoa, Kinetoplastea, Trypanosomatida, Trypanosomatidae.